AUGCCUAAUUCUGCCCACUACAUCCCAGCGCCUGGGAGCGCUGAAUACAAUAAACAGUUCCAACAGUGGGAUGCUGAUGAGCGACCACAGCAAUAUGCUGCGAUCAUCAUAUGUUCAGUCGCAGCGACCGUUUCGGUGGCAUUACGUCUGUAUGCCCAGCGCAGGUACGGUAAGGGCUGGGGACUGGACGACUUAUUCAUUAUUGUGGCUUGGCUGAUCGUUUUGGCCGAGUUGAUUGCUUCUUGUCAAGCGCUGGAAAGUGGAGCAGGUCUUCACCAAAUUCGCGUCCAGUACGAGGAUCAGGAUCCUCCUCAUGCGCUUUCCUACAUCUACACGAAUUACUGGAUCGUCGCUAUCCUCUGGGCUCCAGGCGUUCUAUUCGUCAAAUUGUCUAUCCUUGUCCUAUACCGACGCAUAUUCCUCGUCCAGCAACGAUGGUUCAAAGUUGCUCUUUGGGCGAAUGGCGCGUACGCUUUGGGACUGGGCAUUGCGUCCACUUUGCUGUUCAUCUUCCAGUGCCAUCCGAUCGACUACUACUGGACUCGGUAUGUCUCCUUCUACGGAGAACCAAUACCAGGCGGCGCAUGUUUGGCCCACACAGUCCAGUAUCUGGGAGCACCGCAGAUUCUCAGCACGGUUUCAGACCUGGUCAUUCUAUUCCUCCCAGUUCCGAUCAUCUGGAAUUUGACUAUCCAAACGGCGCGUAAGGUUGCUCUCUCCGCUGUCUUCCUACUUGGUGCUUUCACAGUUGGAUGUGGAAUCGCCAGGAUUGCCGUCAUCUUCCGAGUAACCAAUGAAACGGACGUGACAUGGAACAAUAUUGAUACAGUCACCUUCACUGUCGUUGAAGCCGCUGUCGGUAUCGUCUGUGCCUGCCUUCCAGCUGCCGCGCCCUUAUAUUCCGCCAUCAUGCAGAAAUUGGGACUGAUGUCCCCAUCUUCGACCGGAAACCACUACUACGCAAGCAACCAAAGAGUUAGUUCCCCGAAGCGACGCCUUUCGCGUCUGCCCAAGUUCUCUGGCGCCAAGCCACGAUACGAUGACCCCGGCAUGGAAUUCGAAGACUUGAUCGCCGAUCAAAAGUUCCAGGCAUGGUCACCAAGAAGGACUGAUGACAUUGAAAGUGCCUCGUCGCUUCAACGGCCCGACAAUGCCAUUACUGUGGAAAAUAAGAUUGAUGUGACCUCGUAUGCCGCCGAGAAUUCGUACCGUUAA
Messenger RNA from Penicillium chermesinum, 1215 nucleotides. RefSeq lists its product as uncharacterized. NCBI's taxonomy places the organism in Eukaryota, Fungi, Ascomycota, Eurotiomycetes, Eurotiales, Aspergillaceae. The record is from RefSeq and is a predicted model, not a curated record. The transcript is spliced from 4 exons. The coding region runs from base 1 to 1215 and encodes 404 amino acids.